Messenger RNA from Toxorhynchites rutilus septentrionalis, 11934 nucleotides. RefSeq names its product palmitoyltransferase ZDHHC8 (gene Zdhhc8). Gene Ontology annotation, molecular function: palmitoyltransferase activity. The transcript is spliced from 8 exons. The record is from RefSeq and is a predicted model, not a curated record. Gene Ontology annotation, biological process: protein palmitoylation. NCBI's taxonomy places the organism in Eukaryota, Metazoa, Arthropoda, Insecta, Diptera, Culicidae. Bases 969 to 3503 code for a protein of 844 amino acids.
GCCCUAGUCGUUGUUGUCCCGUCGGUCAGCCAUCAUGAUGAUGUUCAUGACGAAGGUUCAAGUUUUUUUUUCUUCUCGCUUCUCCUUGAUACCAGGCAGCCUUCUUGAGUGUAGAGAGUUUUAGCUGCUGCUGGCUGAUGGUUAUUGAUGUUGCGAAAAAAGACGGAUUUGCAGUGACGAAAAACUACAGAACACGGUUUUACGGGGGAAGCUCUGCGCGGAAUUGAACUGUACAGUGGCCAAAUUCCUGGUGGCUUCCGAGUGAUGUGUAGCGUAUUGGCUGCUUCGCCUCGUUUCUUAUCGGUGGCAUUCAGUGGAAGUUUAGGAUUUUCUUCACCUGUCUUGCUAUUUUGCACUGUAUAAGCCAUUGUGUGUGUGAAGCAGUAUUGUGUGGGGCUGAAGCAGCAGAAACAAGAGGUGGCGGACGGGAGCGCGAGUAGGUGGUUCCAUUCGCAUCGGGAGAGAGGGAAGUGAAGUGAAGAAAACGCGAUUAUAGGUGGUAGAAUUUUUCCCUUUUUACAUGCCAACAAACGGAGAAUUGUCGCGAAGUUUUAGUGAGACGGAAUUUGUGUUUUGCGCGAUCGAAAAUGUAAUGAAAAUCGCAGCAAAAUUUUGAAUGUUUUAGGCCCAGGGCAUUGGGAAAGAGAGAUAACCGAAGGCUACAACAGUCAUAGUAGCCUGUGCGAGAAGAAACACGACCACUACGAUUAGUGUAGAGCGAAAAAAAGGCAGUAAAAAUCACGAAUAUAAACCAUCCGAGUGGGCAGGGGUCGUAUGGCCGUGGAAGCAACAGCAGAAGAUUGAUGUGUGGAAAUUAUUGAAGGAAGCAGCUGUGAUCGGUUCCGCAACAUUGCGAAUGAAGCUACGGGUGUAAUUUAAUUUAUCAACAUACGCGAGCGAGAGGGAGAUCCUUUCGCAGGAAGGAAUCCGAGGGAACGGGGACGACCGCAGCGCAGCAAAACAAAACGAUGCCGAAAUGUGAUGUCAAGACCAGAUAUAUUCCAGCGACCUUCGCCUGGACGCUUCUGUUGGGCACAACGUUCCUAUUUUUUUACUAUCCAUGUCGUCAGUUCUACGUGCAGCGACACCCAUGGGUUCCGGCGUAUCAGGCCGUCAUCACGUUCUUCGUCAUUGCCAACUUCACGCUGGCCACCUUCAUGGAUCCCGGCGUCAUACCGAAAGCCCCACCUGACGAAGAUCGCGAGGAUGAGUUCCGGGCGCCGCUGUACAAGAACGCCGAAAUCAACGGCAUAACGGUGCGGAUGAAAUGGUGCGUCACGUGCAAAUUUUACCGGCCACCGCGCUGUUCCCACUGCUCCGUUUGCAAUCACUGCAUCGAGACAUUCGAUCACCACUGCCCGUGGGUGAAUAAUUGCAUCGGGCGGAGAAAUUAUCGCUUCUUUUUCUUCUUCCUGAUCUCGCUGUCGAUCCAUAUGCUGAGCAUAUUCUCGCUUUCGCUGAUUUACGUACUGCAAAAGGAGAAGGACAAGCUAACGGAGCUUGAACCGAUUGUGGCGAUGGUGCUGAUGGCGAUUGUUACGCUGUUGGCGAUUCCGAUAUUUGGGCUGACGGGAUUCCACAUGGUGCUCGUGUCCCGAGGGCGAACCACAAACGAGCAGGUCACUGGGAAGUUCAAGGGUGGCUACAAUCCGUUCUCGCGAGGCUGCUGGAAUAACUGCUGCUACACCCAGUGUGGUCCACAGUAUCCGAGUUUGCUGAAGCCGCAGAAGUACGUUGCCCGCCGCUCGAACAAAGAAAACCAAUCGAUCAGUACGAUCACGAACGACGGGGGUCCGGGUGGUGGCGGCGGUGGCAAUUCCAGCCGGCAUCUCAACUCCCAGCAGCAGGCCCUGAAUGCGGGCGGUGCCGGAGCAGGCGGCAGCCAGGGCAUCUACGAUAACAAUCGCCACACACAGGUAAAAACCUAUAUGGAUCAUGGCAAUGGUCACGGUAUUCGUACGGUUGGAUCCAGUCAUUACAGUAAGCUAUCCCCGGGUCGAGAGUGCUCGGAUAUCGACAUGGAACCGCAGGCAUCGCAGAGUCGGGAUUGUGAGCCGACACCACCGCUGCAGCGGCACGGUUCGAAGAGUAACUUUUUUCUACCGCCAAUUGAUGGUAACGGAGGAUUGAACCUGAACGGUGGCCAAGGUGGCCAAGGGGGCAAUGGAGGCGGUGAUUCACCGCGACACAUACGAAUGUAUCAUCCGCGCCACAGUCCACAUCCUCGCCAGCGAGGACUGGAUCCCUCGCGAAGUUUCACACCGGAGGGACUCUCGCCGGAUCAACCGCCGCCGAUGAUAACGAUUCAGCAGCAGCAGCAACAGCUGCAACAACAACAACAAACCCAGCAAGGUAUACCACGUGGAGGAACGUCUGCGACACCCACAAUGCAGCAAAGGAUUAAAGCACUCGGCGUAGCGACACCAUUAGCAAUGUCUAGUCCCGUUAGAAGGUCAAACCCAGGCACCCCCACCCAACCGCGACGGCCGGAUUUCAUUGGGGUGAACAUGACCAGUCAGCAGCAACACCAACAGCAGCAGCAGCCAGGUGUAACUUAUUACGAUUUUCCCCUCCAACAACAACAGCAGCAGCAGCAGCAGCAACAACAACAAGCUCAACUCCAUCAAACGGGUCUUCCCCCAAUGCAUCCCUACCAUCAGCAGCAACCAAUGUCUCAGCAGCAGCAGUAUCCGAUGGUUCAUCACAAUGGUGGAUUACCUCAACAGCAACAGCGACCGCCGAACGUGGUCUAUCAUCACGGUAGUCCCCAGAGGCGCUAUCUGUCCGAGGGUGAGUUGGCUCGCCAGGGUGCUGAGCUGUCGUAUGCUAGAAGUAACCAAACAGUGGAUAAUAUCCGCGAACUGGCCGGAAGUCCCCAGCGAGGGGUGUACAUGUGGAAGGACACAUCGCCCGGUUUCAGCAAUGGGAACGGAGGAGGUAAUAAUCAACCCCAGCAGCUUCUCGGCAAUCAGCAGCAGCAGCAGCAGCAGCAGCAGCAGCAGCAGCAGUCACAAUCCCCGGGAGUCUUCGUGAGUAUGUCCCAGUCAGUGUAUCAAAACACGCCCAGUCCAACUGCCCCUCAGCAGUAUGGUGGCGUCAGUGCGGCCCGAUAUCAGCUGCAGCAGCAACAGCAGCAAGCCACCAUGAACAGCUACCACCCGGCGCUGCGGGGUGGUGUUCCGGUGUUCCCUCCACAACCUCUUCCCCCGACUGGCGGCGGCACGGUGACAGCCGGCCAGCAGCCCGCACAAUCCGCCAAUGGACCUCAGGUUCCCUCACCUCAAAUCAAACGCAAAGCCCCUCCCACCAGGCCAAUGUCCUUCGUGAGGGCACUGGAGAUGACCGAUUCGAUGGAGAUGAACGCAACCGAGGGCAGCAGUAGUAUGGUCGGUGGUGGCAGUGGCGGCCAACCUGGAAGCCAAUCCGGGGGCGGCCGUGCAACCACACCGACACCACCCGAUCGAGCCAGUGUGUACGAUAUGAAUUACGAGAUUUCCGUAUAAUAGUGGUGAGCAUGAUGUGGACCGGUGGUUUAGGUUCAGGUGGUAAGCGCUAGAAGAGAAGAAAGAGGAGGAGGCAUACUGUCACUUGUUAGUAGGGUCGCUUGUUUUGUUGAUUUUUUUAAGUUUAUUUCUAUAUACCACUAUUCUUCCUUUCACACGCCCCCUGUGUCGUGUUGUCAACACAUUCGAUCGUGAGAUUGCAAAGAUUUCUAGCAAAGAGAGAGAGAGAGUGUAAGUUUAGUUAGUAAUAGUUAAUAUGUGUGUGUGCGUGUUAUUUUAUUACCGAAUCGUGGCAAAAAUUUGCGUCCAAUUUACACCUUUCUGGAGACGGAUGUUUUUUUUCUUUAUUUAUUUUGGGAUGUAUCGAUGACGUUUUAUCGGAGAAUUAUGUGCACAAUCCGGUGGUCAGAAAACGGUUCGAUAUGUUUAGUCAUUUCGAAAAAUGUAUUGGGGGUGUUAAUAUGACUUCGUCUCUCGCGAACAUAACCAACGUUCUUCCAUAUUCAGAGUACGAGUGGAGGUAAGAAAAAGUUAUUUUACUGCGUGAUAACGCUCGGUCUCUCGUUUCCAAACCCGUUUAAACCUGCUUGAUUAAAUUCAAAUGGGAAGUUUUACCCCAUAGCCUCAGCUUCACUCGACGGCGCUGCAUAUACCGUAACGGUGUUUGAGCUCUGCCAGAGAGAUGGGAAAAAGCUCGAGAAUAAUUUUGUUUCGCUUCAAAUCCUGGUAUUGAAUAACGAACUCCAAGGGUAUCUCUAUUUGGUUAUUAUGACUCAGCACACGUACAUUGAAUGGCAAAGUAGUCUCGGACGAAAUACCAACCUAAUCGAAAUGCAGUCUUUCGCCUGCACAGUUAUCCGUAAUCAAUCCUCGUCUAAUCCCCAUCACAAAAACGGGGCCACUUCUUAAUCGACGAAAUCAUGGUCGAAGUUGUUAUAACCUAGCAAACAAUUCACCCGUAAAUUUGGCGGCCACUAAAGAGAACACGGUAAUUUGGCAUUCAAAAUGGCUUUAGUGUUUUUAAAAUUAUUUUUCAUGAUUUUCAAUACAAUUCUGCAUUUAUUAUAGCAUCCAUGUCACUCUGAAAGCGGUGCCACCAAAAAUGGACUGAAGGAAGCUUAUAACAUUUGUAUUAAAAAAAUGGACUUUUUUUCGGAUGGUGAUAAAAAUAACUAAGACAGAUAAUUGAGUUUCAAAAAUUUCCCAUGGAAGGUAAUUAUAUUAGUUUAUUUGCGGAAAAAAAUUCAACGCCCUUACGAGCGGCCUUCCGGUAGUUAACCGAAACAUUCGCCAUGGCGGACGAAAACAUGCGUGUAGGCAUGUUUUUGAGUUCUUUCUUCGUUUUAUUAAUCAAUUCCUUCUCAGUUUUCGCGACAAAAUUGUUGGAGUAGAUCUUACGCUGCAGAAAUUCUCAAUGAGACGCAGAUGGGGGACGUUGGGUGGGUUCGCCGACUUGGGUACCACAUCGAUAUUCAGCCGCUCCAUCUCCUCUAACGAUCGCUUCGAGUAGUGGGCCGACGCCAAAUCCGGGCAGAACACCGCGUCUUCGCCCUUAUGGUAUUUCUUGACGCAACUUUCCGGUAGGUACUUCGUACUAUAAAUUUCCCCGUUUACGACCAGUCCGGAGCUAAAGUCGCUGAUUGUCAGCCAUAGCAGCACCUUCUUGGGGAACUUGGUGUGUGAACUAAACUACACUUCGGAGCACACUUCCUUCGUGGGGGAAGUAAAGUACGAAGUGCCCUGCCAUGUGCUUGCCAUCAAGGGUGAGAUAGGUCAUCACCUCCGCCCCGUCGCGAUUCGCCGGGAAAAUCGACUUGAUCAUCUUGUUCAGCCGCUGCCGCUGCGUCAUUGCCUGCAGCUCCGAGACCAGUGGACGGAACAUGUUUGGCCGGUUGCACCGACCUCCCAGUCAAGCGCACGCAGCGAUGUAGCCACUUUUCUCUCGAUCUUCCUCUUCAGCAUCCUUUUGAGCUUCUUGUCGCUCAGGGACGUCGGCCGUCCGGAACCGGGCUUUCUUUCGAUGCUCUGAUUGUUGUCCAAUAUUGCCAAGAAGUUGUAGAUGUUGCAUACAAAGUGCCGCACGAUGUCCGUUUUCGACACGGCGGGGUACCGUUCUUUGAACGCGCGCACUUCUGAACGGAGUAGCAUCACUGUUUUCGCCAUCUCGGUUAAAGUUCCAAUGAUAGAGCUUUCUUUUUUUUACUGCUGACUCAUGGGUUACUAUGAUUGAUGCUGCAUGGGUAGUUUCGUCAGUGCGUGUGAAGUAAACCCAUGAAAAAUCGGCAAUUUUUGUUCAUUUUUUUAAUGCAAAUGUUACCGGAGGCCCGAUCACACUGUAGUUAACACGGUACUCUCCUAAACACCACACGGGAUUUAAUGGUACCCUUGCUACUAGCCACAUCUUCGUGGUUCGACAGGAAUCGAAUCUCGAUGGGGUUUACGAUAAGGUGAUGGGCCUUCGUGCUUGUUUUUCAAUAUCGCUCAGGAUGUUCGUUUAGCGUUUUUAGCUUCGCCGAUGACAUUGGCAUAGUUGCACGAAUUUUCGACUGAAUGACGAAUACGUUCGUCACACUGAAAGCUAAAGCCCGACGGAUGGGUCUUGUUUUUAACACGUCGAAAACUAAACACAUGAGAAGAAGAAAGAUGCUUCAGAGAAAAAAUGCAAUCCAAACGAGUCGAUGAGUUACUGCCGACAAUGACAACAGUUGAGAAAGAUCAGAUCGAAUAAAGUUCGCAGUCGUACAAAACUGGCCACCUACGAACAAUUAUUAGACCGAGGACUAUCGGCCACGAGACCUGGAACAUGCUCGCGGAGGACCAAUGCGCUCUUGCGGUUGUAACGUGAGGUGUUGCUUAUCACUUACGAUGGAGUGAAGAUGGAGGAUAGGACGCUGAGAAGACGAAAGAACCACGAAUUGCAAAUGCCACUGGAAGAACCAGCCAUUUUCCGGUCUGUAAAAAUCGGGUUAUUAUGACUGGGCUGGGCAUCGGAAGAUAGUCGGUGGAAAUGAUUCUCAACUAUAGUUGUCGAGGCGCACCCAUGAGCCCAGGAGAUUGGAGACGAUUCUAUCGUACAAUACAGGAAACAAGUCAGCUUAUUCUUGGAGUUCAUCGUUCAAUCUGAGGCCGUUGUUUAUUUAACAUCGACGAAUGAUGUUGUUACAGAUUCUAUGAACAACUUGGGAGAGAGCAGUGGAGGCCGAAUAUGAAACAUCUGAAUGAAACCUUGUAAAGAUCGGGAUUCGCAGCGAAACCAUGAAAUGGCAAGGAGAAGAUCAUGUCCAACGAAAGGCGCUUUGUGUGUGUGCGUGUGCAGAGCCCAAAAAUUGACACUAUCGAGUUCAAGUAGAAACAGUUCCGGUAGAUCGAGAAGUGACGUUAAUGAUUUAUCGCCAGGAAGGCAGGAACAGUAAAAUGAAGUCGCACGUUAUAUGGAUCCUUUACUCGGGCUGUCCCAUAUGGUAAAUGACAAAUGUUAUUUCUACGAAUUUUGGGUAGCUAUUGAACAUGCAAAAAGAGUUUAAGUUCAGUCAAUUUAUCAGCUUCUCCGAAGACGUGGAUAUAAUCGGAAAAACAAAUGCGGCGGUAGCGGACUUGUAUACUCAAAGCAGACUGAUUGGGCUUGAGAUUAAUGCGUCUACGACUAAAUACAUAUUAGCUGGAUAGGCUGACCGUACCUGCGUAAUCCUCUUGGCAGAAGUCUCGAAUCUACAGCGAUAAGCUCGAGUUGGUCGACGAGUUUGUCUAUCUUGGCCCGUUGAUAACCAUAGUUAGCGGAAGUUGUGCUUAUUGUGAAAUCCCUAAGGUCCAAUCAACUCCGACUCCGUAGGAAGUGUAUCAUGUUCAAAUCUCUGAUACAAUCGAUAGUCCUCUACGGACACAAUGCUUGAAGAGGACUCGCAAGCACUUGGUGUUUUCGAACGCCAAGUGAGGGAAGGACAGGGGUGGAGAAUUGCUUCUAGGACCGGGUUUAUUGGCGAAACAUUGUGAAGAAAUUUAAUCUGCGUGUGGGAUGUACUAUCAUUGUAAAUAAAUAAAUAGCCAUUCGUUACAGAGUUGUUCCGUACUUCACGUUAAUCGUGAAUAUCCACAAACGAUCGAAAAAGUUAUUUGUAGCUUAAGUUUCAACCGUAUUCCACCCACUCAUUCGAUAAGUGACAUCAAAGUACUCUCGUAAACAGGUUUUACGGAGUCAUAUUGACACACCCGAUGCAAGAAAAUGACACUUUUAACACUCAGAUAUUUUGAAAAUGCGAGCCAAAUCCAAUUCAUUUGUUGAUUCUCGUUAAAAAUACGGAAAAUAUGCACUGGCCAGAAACAUUGUGCGCGAACGCGAUUUCCAAAUUCCAAAUGCACAUAAUUCGACAGCUGGGGUUACAUUUUGAGAACAUCUCCCAAAUAGUUAAUUGUAGAUAGCUCAGGUCCCUGUGUUGUACCACACACUAGUAACAAACCCCUGUGUUGUGGGGGGAACGACACGCAUUUGUUACAUAAAUAUAUACAUACAUAUACGUACAUGUGCUCGUUAAGUAGGAGAAGAAGGAGUGAAAGAAAAGCGAUAGGCCACACACACACACUCUAAUAAGAUAGUGCUGCUAAGCUAAACAAAUUGAUAAUUUCUCGAUGGAUGAGAUACAGAAAUAUUCUUUACACAAAACAUUACACCAUUGUAAAUAGAAACUUCCUCUUUGAACGAAACAAAAAAACUCACACUCAUACAUACACAAAUACAAAUCACAUUAUAAUCUUAGAAUCAAAAAUUGCAUAUAAAUCUAUGUGCUACGUGGAGGAGAAUGAAUGCUUUUAUGGUAAAAUAAAGCAACUGCUAGGUUAAAACAUGAGAUUUAUGUUAUUAACAAACUUCUUUUUCUUAGUUUGAUUUAAGGGUCAUAUGAAGACGGUCGCAAAACACGGGGAUAAGGGUGCGCUUGCGCACCAUGUUAUUGAACAUUUUAGAAGAAAUUCCAAAGCUAGACUCCGAAUGCCGCGUUGGGCGUCGCAUCGUUUUGAAAAUUUAUGUUUGCAGAUGCGUGUUCCUGUCAUUUGCGUCGUUGUAAUAGAUGACAAACAUUUAUUUUUAAGAGCCCCUGCAGACUUUCGAUCUAACGAUCGGUGUAAUGUGCGCAUAUGCACUCACGAAUUCGUCAUUUAAGCUGGUUUAUGUUGUCAAACUGCUUGGCGUUUUCAUAAACUCGACGUGCAAUUACAGACCACAGGUUCUCAAUCGGAUUCAGAACCGGGGAAUAGGUUGGUCACCCGAAAACUUCUAUGUUUCCUCGGAAGGAAAAGCCCCCCCCCAGCAAAUCAAUGUACCACCACCAAAGUUCAUUGCGCAAAUCGUGCCAAUAGUACUACCAGCCGUCUGGUUCAUCAAGUUUGAACUUGUUUUCAUCCGCAAACAUGGGUGGGUUAUAUCUAUGAUAUAACCGCAAGGUUGACGGGGGACUAUCGUUGUGUUAGUGAGCAUUUGUAUUGAAUUGAUUAAAUUAUCGAUUGAAUGAAAUUUUUUUCGAAUUCAAUUGAAUUCAUCAUAUUUUCUUUGUAAGUAAAAAGUUUGAACAGUUGCCAUGUAAGAUCAAUUCGUGCAUUGUAAUAGAUAAUGUUCUUCGUUACAAGUAAAUCUUUUAAUCGUCCUUUUACAUUUGAUAUGCUGCCUAGGAAUACCAAAAUAUGUGAACGGAACAAUUGUCAAACGGUUUUACAUUUCCCUCUGAAAUUAUUGCAUUUCUCAUGUAUACGUAGUUCUCGAAUCGCGAAAGUUCAUUUACUUCUAGUAUUUGAAAUGACGAUUUUCUCAAGCUUCUCAGUUUAGAAGUACGUUUUAGAGAAACAUAUUACGGUAUGCACAAAGACAAGCGAGCACAAAAGUACUCGCAGCUAGCAUAUAUUUACAAUGCGGAUUCCCCUAGGCAUCUUUGUUUUAAAAUCUGUCUUAGGGAAACACAUUUCGGUGUGAACAAAAAUACCCCCGACUUGCAUGUAUAUGAAAAGCGGAUUCCCCAAGGUACAUUGAUUUUGAAGUCCGUGUUAGGGAAUCAGCUCGGAGGGAACAAAAGUACCCCCUAUGUAUAUUCGCCAAAGCGGAUUCCCCCAGGUACAUUGAUGUUAGAGAAACACAUUUUUGUGUGAACAAAAAUACCCCCAAUUUGCAUGUAUUUGCAAAGCGGAUUUCCUCAGGCACAAUGAUUUUAAAGUCAGUGUUAGGAAAACACAUUUUGGUGUGAACAAAAAUAGACCCAACUUGCAUGUAUUUGAAAAGCGGAUUCCCCCAGGCACAUUGAUUUUGAAGUCCGUGUUAGGGAAACACCGCUCGGAAGAAACAAAACAUAUCUCCUACUUGCAUGUAUGUUUGCCAAAGCGGAUUCCCACAGGUACAUUGAUUUUAAAGUCUAUGUUGGGGAAACCGUAAAUUGGGUCAUUCAAAACUUGGUAGUUGGAUGCUUUACAUUUUACAGUUAUUCAAUUGUUUAUCUCAUGAAAGACAACAUUUUAUUAAUUGUGAUAGACGCGUAGAAAUAUUCCCUAUCAAUUGAUGCAAACAUCUUUCCGAUCUAUUAAGAAAUGUUCAAGUUAUAAGUAUUCGGAAUCUUUCAUUUUUUCCAGCAUUGCUUGAGAGAAUUUGUUGUACGCAAGGUGUAGUGACCGGAAGUUCCAAUUCUGCGAGAAUUUGAUUUGUUGUUCUUUUCUGGUUCACGGUAAUUUUACGAAUUCUCCGUUUAUCCUUUGGCGAGAGCUUGCUUUUCUUUUCAUGUCUCUCGAUGCGGUUGAGUUUAUCAUCAUUUUCAGGUAGCUUCCAACAGUCGUAUGUGCUCAAUGAAUUCUCCGCCAAAUUAUGCUGUUAGAGAGGUCCGCAUCCCGACAGGCUUUGAUUUUAUUUUUUUUCCUCGAACGUAAGUUGCUUUGAUCGACCCAUACUGACUAAAUCGCACGGGAAAAAUUCGAUUUCACUCUCAAGUGAACAUACUUUGACUCAAAUUCUCUUGUUGUGAAAACCAAAACAAAAGGCUGUCAAAUGAGUGCCAAGGUGAUUUUUUCAAGGUGGCUCUAUUUUUAUUUCACACUUGUUUUUUAUGAUAUAUGAAAUUAAAAUGUUUGUGUUUCACAAAAUAAUCCCCAUAAUGGUUCAAAAAGUUGUGAAAAUCUAAACAAAAACUAGAAUCGUAACAUGGAAUAUUGUUUUAGAAAUUUAGAAAAAAAUACGUCAAAAGCCAGCGGGGGCUCUAAGAGGAAUCGCUGAAAGCCGAUCAGUCAGGCAUUAUAACAUAAACUACGCGACGCAAAGGCGGGAUUCUUAAUCCAGCUUUACCGUUCGUCGGGUAAAGUCGAGUCGGGUAGCUAACAUUAUAUGGGGCAAAAAUUAAAAUCGCAUUAGAUCGGAACAAAAUCUAGCGUUUUUUGACCGAAUGUGUGGCAUUGCUCAACAUUAUUGUGCGUUUAAUUCACUUCCCACGCUAUAAAGGUCAAGAAUCGAUCUCGACACAUGAUUACGGAAAAAAACUAUGUUAGCUCGUUGUUUAAGUUUGUUCAGAACCGAUUCAGGGCGAUAUACCCGAAAAUAGGAGUUGAAUAUUUUCCUAAGAUUCUGCGAAUCGUUCAUCAAAUUAUGGGAAAAUAAAUCAUGAAUGAAUGCGCGUGAAUGGAAGAUUCACACAGACCCAGACCCAGCUUAGACAAGUAACAUAGUUAAAUAUUACGGCUGCGAAAUAAUAUCCAGACUACUCGGUUAUGGAAACAGGCUUCGUGGAGACUGACUACACUUCCUUCGGUUCCUCGAAUUUGGAUACUCAAGCUUUUAGCUGUGUAUACGUUUUGAACGAAAAAAUCAAUCCCUAGAGACACUCGAAAAACAUCACUCAUUUUCUCGAAUAAAAUUUUGUGCACUUUUAGAUCAAUAGCCACUUCCCGCGUCUUGACUGGUCGAAAAGAAGACCUCCGUAACCCCACCUUAAACCUUAAACGCAACGUAGUGGCGGUUUUGUUCCUCUCCAAAAUGCCACCAAACGAAACAACGUAUAUAUAACUGCAAAUCAUCUCAUUAGGUAGAAAAAGGGGUCAUUCCAAUGGAAUAUACUUACCACAUGAAAGCUGGGAGCGUGGAAACGCGUCGUUGUCGACGUCCAGCUUUGGAAACUGGAAAAUUUGAUAGGGAGUAGAUAACAUGAAAAACAAAGUAAAAAAAAAACCUAGUGGAUGAUAAAUCCGCUCGCAUGCGAGUGAUUUUUCUGAGAAAUGAGUUGAAAUGAAACACAAAAAACAAAAACCAAUAUUGUAUUUACAGGAAAAGCAGCACGAGCAAACUGCCGAUGCAAAGAGGGGGAAAUUAUUAUCGAUAGAACAUUUUUGAAAAACAAGAGAUGAAAAGAAAUUUGAUGAUGUCAAAAAUUAUAUAAAUAUACAACAAAGUGAACAAAAAAAUUAUAUAUAUAUAUAU